Messenger RNA from Talaromyces rugulosus, 2343 nucleotides. RefSeq lists its product as uncharacterized. Gene Ontology annotation, biological process: protein dephosphorylation; negative regulation of MAPK cascade. The record is from RefSeq and is a predicted model, not a curated record. NCBI's taxonomy places the organism in Eukaryota, Fungi, Ascomycota, Eurotiomycetes, Eurotiales, Trichocomaceae. Bases 1 to 2343 code for a protein of 780 amino acids. Gene Ontology annotation, cellular component: cytoplasm; nucleus; cytosol. Gene Ontology annotation, molecular function: protein tyrosine/threonine phosphatase activity; MAP kinase tyrosine/serine/threonine phosphatase activity. The transcript has a single exon.
AUGAAUGCUGACUGUGUCCACCUGAAAAGAUCGUUUGCGCAGGUAGCAACUUCGACUUCUUAUAUUCUCCCAGACGCUUCCGAAUGCUAUAGCUCGACUGCCCGCCUGGCUCGAUCGCUCGAAGCCGCAACUGACCGCGGACGGGCUCUUUCAACCAAACGCAGACUGGCGGCUUUCCCGAAUCUCAAGAUGCCCGUCCAAGCUGGCCCAUCGCUGGUUUCCCCUGCGCUAUCCCCAUUCGCCCGAGACUUGGGCGAUGCUGCACAUUCACGACGAGAAGACCAUCUCCAGCGAUACACACAGCCUCUGCCACAGCCCCAACCAGGCUCUUUCGCGGUGGAUCCCCCCAUUUCUUUCGAGCAUCGUGAAAGCAUAUCCUCUGCCCUAUCUGAAUCCACUGGGUCUUCACCCACCACUACUAUAUCGACCUUCGAUACCCCUUCAGUAACCGACACCUCGCCGAGUUCUUCGCCUGAGUCGCCCUCUGCACUGCCAAUAUCCUACCCCAAGCAGAUGAUAUUGCCCGACAUUUCCGAAACAGUUGCUAUGCAUCCAGUGGUUGGCAACACUCCAUCCGUACCAGCCAAUCCAAUGGAGGCGCCGAUCCGAGCUCCAUCUCCUGGAAGGAGGGCUCGAAAUCUAAAGAAUCUGUCUCUGAAGAUGCCAUGCACAUCAUCCCGCCCAGCAGUAUCCACGGCAUCUAUCAUGGAAACGACGUCUCAUCAAAAUUUCUCAGCGCCUCCUUCCCCUUCGCAUCGACCACUAAAAACUGGGCGUCGAAAGCCUGCCAACCUGACCAUCCGAACACCGGCCUCUGAUCAGUCGUUUGCUCGUAGCAUCACUGAAAUAAUCCCCCCGACACCAACCCUACAACGUUCGUUGCGCCACUUCGAGUCAUCGCCAUCUCUUGCCUCGAUUUUCUCUCCUACGACCGCCCCGCCAGGUGGAAUGCAAUUUCCGCGACCGUCUACACGUGAUGGAUUGCCCCCGAUGCCUGGCAGCUGGCAAGAUGACUCUCCCUCUGUUCCUUCACAGUCUGGUGCUGGUUUACAACAGGUCAUGGAAGAAGAUGACGAUUUAGACACACGCGAGUCUGCUAAACGGAGCGCGCAAAGCUAUCCCGAUGGCCCUAUCAAAAUAUAUGAUUCGGGCGUUUACCUCUAUCUAGAGCCCACACGGGCCGAGGCUUCCAAGUUCGAUGUCGUCGUCAAUGUAGCCAAGGAGGUCGUGAACCCUUUUGCCGACGAGAUGGAACGAUCAAACUCGGUUGUAUCAACAUUGAGGAAGCCAUUGUCUCUGGGCAAGCGAUUUUCUGUGUCUGAACCAUUGACCGCUAUUUCCGAGGCAUCUUUCCACUCUGCAUUCGAAGUUUUGCCGUCUGAUUCCGAUAGCCCCACCACACCAAAGGCCGAGAAUGAGACAUUACCGGAGUACAUACAUGUACCAUGGGACCACAAUUCCGAGAUCCUCGAAGAUCUAAUGCCCUUGUGUCAACUCGUUGAUGACCGGAUAUCUAAAGGCAAGAAUGUUUUAAUCCAUUGCCAACUGGGGGCUAGCCGAUCAGCCUCACUGGUCAUUGCAUAUGGUCUAUAUAAGAAUCGCAAUCACGACUUCAACGAUAUGUACAGCAUUGUCAAGAACAAGAGCUGCUGGGUUGGGCCCAACAUGAGCUUGAUCUAUCAAUUGACCGACUUCCGAUCUCGGUUACAGCGAAGUGAAGCACCCAAGCCUCUGAAUCCAGAGUGGUUCAAGACACAACCCCAGGCUCCUGUGUUUUCUUUGCCUUCUUUUCAAAAUACUACGCCAGAUCCGAUGGACACAACGGAGCCUCGGGCGAAGGAGAAGUUGGAGCCGUCAUUCCUCAGGGUGACCCCAUCUUACGAGCCGUCAAAUAAAUCACCAGACCGCAUCGUUAAAAACGGAGGCCCCCAACUUCGAAAAUCCAAGUCUGCAAUCCGAGUACGAGGUAUAUCUCCCCGGCCAUUGCCAUUGCGAGAAAAAUAUCAAGAUGGGCAAAAGGUCCAUACUUUCAAACAAGCCGAAAAACGCCCGCUUGGGCAUGCUCGAUAUCCUUCGGUUCAAAUGGACUUGGUGAUGAAGGACGUUCCAGCGUUACCGUCUAUCUUGUCACCGAGAGCGGCGCCAUAUAUAUGUUCAUCACUUUCUCGGACUCUUGCAGGUGAUUUGGCUGGAGAUGUACCCUCACAUUUCCCUGGGUUUGAACAUCAACAGCAACAACAACAGCAACAACAACAGCAACAACAACAAUUGCCUUUCGAUCCCCGAUCCCCAUCACAAAGGGGCGAGCUUCUGAUUACGAGAAGUAUCGACGAAGUUCUUUGA